UGUGAGGGCGCCUGCCAGUUCCUGCCACGCCCGGGGGUUAGCUGCGGCGGCGGCAGCUUCACCUGCUGCUCUCAGGCUGCCGCAGUGUUAGGGGCUUCUUCCCCAGCGAGUGCGAGCGGAGGAGCGAGGACGCCGGGCCAUUCCCAAGGAAGAUUACUCAGCUGAUCUUCAGUUGUACCUGUUCUGUAUUCGGACGUGCAGGAACUUCAGAUGUAGACACUUCCUCAGGCUUAAGAAAAGCUGAAGAGAAUGAGCAUGCCAUGACUGUCCAAGGGUUGUAACCACAUGAGAGCACUUACAGCUGCAGAUGUCACCUGACUCAUCGCAGAAAAUCUGUCCUACAGAAAAUAUCCAUAUGACCACAUCCAUUUCUUUACUAAAUGGCUUAAUGGAUUUCCUUUACUCCGAUUCCUACGAAAGCUGCCCCUUUCAACCAAAGCAGGAAAGGAUUCUGCAUGAGUCAAUCCCAGAAUGCCAUUUUCAAAUCACAAACAGGUGAAGAAAACCUCAUGAGUAGCAAUCAUAGAGACUCGGAGAGCAUCACUGAUGUCUGCUCCAACGAGGAUCUCCCUGAAGUCGAGCUGGUGAACUUGCUAGAAGAACAGCUGCCACAGUAUAAGCUAAGAGUAGAUUCUCUCUUUCUCUAUGAAAACCAAGACUGGGCACAGUCAUCACACCAGCAGCAGGAUGCGCCGGAGACCCUCUCUCCAGUCCUUGCUGAAGAGACAUUCCGAUACAUGAUUCUAGGCACAGACAGAGUAGAGCAGAUGACCAAAACCUACAAUGACAUUGACAUGGUCACGCAUCUCCUGGCAGAGAGGGAUCGAGACCUAGAGCUAGCUGCUCGAAUUGGGCAAGCUCUCCUAAAGCGCAACCAUGUCUUAUCUGAGCAAAAUGAGGCUCUGGAGGAGCAGCUGGGACAAGCCUUUGAUCAAGUUAAUCAGCUGCAGCACGAGCUAUCCAAGAAAGACGAGCUGCUCCGAAUCGUCUCCAUUGCCUCCGAGGAGAGUGAAACUGAUUCUAGCUGUUCCACGCCUCUUCGGUUCAAUGAGUCCUUCAGCUUAUCUCAAGGUCUGCUGCAGCUGGACAUGCUGCAUGAGAAGCUCAGGGAACUGGAGGAAGAGAACAUGGCCCUUCGAUCCAAGGUGCAUCCCACUUUCCUUUACUUCAACACUCUGUGCUCAGGUCUGGGGAAUACUGAGGCUUGUCAUAUCAAGACAGAAACAUUUACCUAUGAAGAGAAGGAACAACAGCUUGUCAAUGACUGUGUUAAAGAACUUCGUGAGACCAACGCACAGAUGUCCAGAAUGACUGAGGAGCUGUCGGGGAAGAGUGAUGAGCUGCUUCGAUACCAAGAAGAGAUCUCGUCCCUGCUGUCUCAGAUCGUAGACCUCCAGCACAAACUGAAAGAGCAUGUGAUCGAGAAGGAAGAACUAAGACUUCACCUGCAGGCUUCCAAAGACGCCCAGCGACAGCUGACAAUGGAGCUUCACGAGUUACAGGACAGAAACAUGGAGUGCCUGGGAAUGUUACAUGAGUCCCAAGAAGAAAUAAAGGAGCUUCGUAGCAAAUCCGGCCCUUCUGCUCAUCUCUGCUUCUCCCAGUCUUACGGAGUUUUUACAGGGGAAUCAUUGGCAGCUGAGAUUGAAGGCACCAUGCGUAAGAAGCUGAGUUUGGAUGAGGAAUCUGUGUUUAAACAAAAGGCCCAGCAGAAGCGGGUGUUUGAUACUGUCAAGGUUGCCAACGACACUCGGGGCCGCUCUGUCACAUUCCCAGUCCUGCUACCCAUCCCAGGCUCCAACCGUUCAAGUGUCAUCAUGACAGCAAAGCCCUUUGAGUCUGGUGUCCAGCAAACAGAGGACAAAACACUCCUGAGCCAAGGGAGUUGCGCGGAGGUUGCAGGGAACUCUCAGCCCACAAACCCCCCAGGAGCCCCUGACGACAGUGAUCUGGCUACAGCGUUGCAUCGCCUUAGCCUGAGAAGACAGAACUACCUAAGUGAGAAGCAGUUCUUUGCUGAAGAAUGGGAACGGAAGAUCCAGAUUCUGGCUGAGCAAGAGGAAGAAAUUGGCAGCUGUGAUGCUCCUACAGAGAACCUUGCCUCAAUCUGCACUGACCAGUCAGAGACCACAGACCUCGGUAGUGCCGGCUGCCUUCGAGGCUUCAUGCCAGAAAAGUUACAGAUUGUCAAGCCCCUAGAAGGAUCACAGACUCUACAUCACUGGCAGCAGCUCGCUCAACCAAACUUGGGAACCAUUCUUGAUCCGCGACCAGGCGUCAUUACUAAAGGCUUCACCACACAGAUGCCCAAGGACGUCGUCUAUCACAUCUCAGAUUUAGAGGAGGAUGAAGAAGAGGGGAUCACUUUUCAGGUCCAGCCGCCUCUUCAACUGGAGCAGAAGCCUGCACCGCCCACAGCAGUAACGGGGGUCUUCUUGCCACCCAUGACCUCAGCAGGUGGACCAGUUACAGUUGCAACUUCGAACCCAGGAAAGUGUCUCUCAUUCACGAACUCGACAUUCACCUUCACCACCUGCAGGAUCUUACAUCCCUCUGACGUCACUCAGGUCACCCCUAGCUCCGGUUUCCCAUCACUGUCCUGUGGGAGUAGUGCAAGCAGCUCAUCCAGCACGGCUGUGAACUCUCCUGCUGCGUCCUACCGACUAAGCACUGGUGAAGCCAUCACAAACCGGCGGGACUCCACCAUAACGUUCAGUAGCACGAGGAGCUUAGCCAAACUCCUGCAGGAGCGAGGCAUCUCCGCUAAAGUGUACCACAGCCCGGCUUCAGAAAACCUCCUCCUCCAGCCUCGCCCCAAGGCCCUGGCCACCCCUUCCACGCCACCAAAUUCCCCGUCGCAAUCACCAUGCUCCUCCCCCUUGCCCUUUGAACCCCGAGUCCAUGUCUCUGAGAAUUUCUUGGCUUCCCGACCAGCUGAAACAUUCCUGCAAGAAAUGUAUGGCUUGAGACCUUCAAGGGCCCCUCCUGAUGUUGGCCAGCUGAAGAUGAACUUGGUAGACAGGCUGAAGAGGCUGGGAAUAGCCAGGGUGGUCAAGACCCCUGAUCCCCAGGAGAACGGGAAAAGCCGAGAGGCAGAAAUGGGUCUUCAAAAACCAGACUCUGCUGUUUAUUUAAAUUCAGGUGGCAGUUUAUUGGGUGGACUAAGGAGGAAUCAGAGUCUUCCAGUCAUGAUGGGUAGCUUUGGAGCCCCAGUUUGCACAACCUCCCCCAAAAUGAGUAUCCUGAAGGAAGACUGAGGCUCAAAAUUAACUGACCUCGUGAAUAAAUUAGCACAUGAAGGAAAGAGAUGCACUGAGAAUGGGGACCGGCCUAACCUGAGAGAAAAGGAAUGUUGCAGAAGGACUGUGAAUGUAGAGAGGGCAUAGUGAAGGGAUAGGAUGUUUGGAAGAGGCUCUUUGAGGAUGGAAUCUAGUAAACAAAAUGGGGACACGUGACGAACAGUUUGGAGACAGAAAUGAAAGGGUUAGUUUGUUCCUUCAGCUACGUUUCCUUGCCUUGGAAAUAAAAAGUGAAUAGAAAAAUAAACCAAAUUCUAUCGAAACGUGACAGUAAUGCUAAACUGCUGACACCUUUGUCCCUAGAGAACACAAGCCGGAAGCGCCUGCCUAGGAAGGAAACCUGGCACAGCCAGGCAGAGAGGAGGCUGUUCCGGAGAGUUGGUGCAUGCGCAAUUGUGUGUUACUGAACUGGUGGAAGCUAACGUCCCUGCUGGGCCCUGGUCAAGUGUAUCCAUUCAGUGGUGCACUCUCACCAGUAGCAAAAUAAGGAAUUUUACCUUGUCUUCUACAUCAAAAAUGGAGACUUUCUUAUUUGGAGACUUUGAGGCACUAAGAAUCCAAACACCACACAGAUAGAUUCCUUUGUAUUUGUGAUGACUAAAGCUUCAGUUUUUUAAGCUUGUAUUUUUGUACAACACAACAAAAUAAUAAAAUAACUAGUGGCUUGGAGGGAUUUAAGAGGAAAAUAAGGGUAAAUUGGAAUCAGAAACGUUUUUUAGGAUAUUUCUUCUGGACAAUACGGUGGCCCAGGAAUGCAAACAUAAAUGCGUGUUUCUCAGUUUUCCUUGGAGGCCAGAAGGGUUUAAACCAGAAGUGCAAUCAGUCAGUAGGCAGUAGAUUAUGUUGUAUAUUUAUAUAUUUAAUUUUUUAAAGAAAAGUUAGUUGUAACUAGCUUUUUCCAAAGUGUGCUAUGCAUAUUUUUAAUGAAAGAUGACAUGUAUUUGCACAAAAAUUCUCAGGCACAUUAAAUUAUAAACUGAAGUAAAACCCAGGUGCUUGCUUUGAAAGUGUGCUUUUGUUAGAUUUUGUUAUUUUCCUUGUGUACAUUAAGUCAUCUGCCUGUCUCUUGGUAUCUGGAGGAGUAGAGAAGGGUCUUGUUCAUGGGAGAGCCAAGACUUCUUUUCCUCUGAUUUCUUUUUUAACAAGCUGAAAAGCAAGUGAGGCCUGAAGCUGGGGUUUCAGCCUUCAGCCUGUGAUGCAGGCCUCACUCUGGGGAGGAGAUCUGUGCUCUGAGGUGGCAGGUCACGGUCUGCCUCUGCAGAUGACAUGGUUUUGUCUCCAUGGGGUUGUUUAAGCACAUGAGGAGAAGAUGAGAGUGGAACUGCUUGUCUUGUUUGUCAAGGCGAAGUCUUUUACUUGGUCCUCUUGGUGCUUAACUUGCAAAUAUUUUGCUUGAGAGAAAUUCUUUUCUGCCAGGGAGUUUUGUCUUUCUUAAGCCGCCUCCCCAAGAAGAGGUGCACUCAGAGGGUUAGAAAAGCCAGCAGCCACACAAUGGUAAGAACAUGUGGGUUUUCUAUAUUUCUAUAAUCUUUAAUAUAACUUUUCUAAAUUUCUCAGAGACAAAGGGUGGAAAGAUGCCCCUCCCUUUGCCCCCCUUUUGCCCCUUUCGCCCCCUUCGCCCAGUCUAGCUGCUGUCAACAGUUCAUCACACACACAUUUAUGAAGGACUCUGGGUUAGAUAGUGACCCUGCCUGAAGCAGGCAUUAGCAAGAAUUCUGGUGUUUAAAUUUCCCAAAUAUUCCAAGUCACAUUUUAAAAACAGCAUUUGCAUUUCUAGUCUAUAAAUAGCUGAAUACCUCCCUCCGCAGACCCUUAAAGCUUUGCCUCGGUUCUGAAGAAAGGACUCUUCCUGUUGCUUGGGCAUUUACAGCUUCUAAGGAAGGAACAGCACAGAGUAGGGAAGCAUGGGACUGAGGAGGUAGUAGUGUAUUACAUAACCAGGCAUACACAUGGUACAUAAACCACGAUAAUGAACUAGAUUUUGUAGAGUUCUGUGUUGACAAAAAUUCUGUACUUUUGUCAGUGCCUAAGUGACCACUGGAAGCAGAGUUGUGUCUUAGCAGCCAGAUGAACAUGGCUAAUUAAAGAAAACCAGGCUUGGGGUUUUGAAGAUUAAUCUUGAUGUUCUGUCAGAACAAAUUGUACCCAUGCAUGCAUGUCUCAGAAAGUGAAUCCUGUCUUAAAACUGGGUUUUGCUGAUUUUCAGUUUUCACCUAAAAUUAUUUUGGUACAGCCUGAGAACCUGUUACAUGGGACUAUCUGUGAACUAUAACAAAAACUAGAACCUUCCAGUGAGUUCUCCCUCCACAGGACUCUUACAUUUCAGUACUGUUCGUGGGUGGGAGGGUUGUUUUGUUUUGUUUUUUCAUUCAAUGUCAGCUGUACUCUCAUGCUUGCCUGGGAAAACUCAACUGAGUUUUCUCCUUCAGGAUUUUCUGUGGUGAUUUCUCAGGUACUUCCGAGUAGCCUGUUACCUGUUCAGAGAGUCUCCUUGAGCUCAGAAUUAAAAUUGUCCUGAAUUUUUGAAGAUCCCAAAUCUUAUGUAAAUAGCCAUUGAUAAUUAAGUGGGUUUUAUUUUUUAGUCUUGUGCUUGCCCUUGGUCUGACAUAAAUGAUCAGACUCUGUCAGGGGAGGAUGUUAGAAGAAGCUCACAAGAGCCUAUCUGUUGAAGGCACAUUUUACACAGUAUUCCAAAACCCUAGUGCAUAAUUAGUAGUAGGUGGUUCUCACAUCAGCUUGACAUCUGGAGCUAGGGCUGUCUGUCUGGGGCCUUCUCUGCCAUCAGGUGUGUAGAGACUUGUGCUCAGAGUGUACCACAGGCACGCACACUAGUCCACUGCCAAGUGUGGCCCCGGGCAUGGGGUCCUGAAGGCUCCAGGAAAAUACUGUUGUGUCACAUAUGGAACAUGACUUGUCAAAUAGCUUUUUAUGCACCUUCCUUUGCUUUACCAAUUGUAAAUCAGAUAAUAAAUUGUAAAUCAGGUAAUAAACAUGAGGCUUCUUCAAUUGU
This is a messenger RNA of Grammomys surdaster, 6309 nucleotides long. RefSeq names its product trafficking kinesin protein 2 (gene Trak2). Lineage: Eukaryota; Metazoa; Chordata; Mammalia; Rodentia; Muridae. Gene Ontology annotation, biological process: anterograde axonal transport of mitochondrion; neurogenesis. Gene Ontology annotation, molecular function: GABA receptor binding. Gene Ontology annotation, cellular component: dendrite. The record is from RefSeq and is a predicted model, not a curated record. The transcript is spliced from 17 exons. Bases 456 to 3257 code for a protein of 933 amino acids.